UAAAGUUACUGAAUACUAAGGAUAUUUGAUUAUCCAAUAUUUGAUCUGUUAUUAUCAAAUAACAGUCAGAAAUUUGAUGUAAUUGUACAGGUGGGCCUUAUUAUUCUUAUUAUUGACCUUUAUAUUCAUACUGAUUACUUUAUGCUGUUAUUUCACAAAGCUGCUUGUAUUUUAAAAUAAAAUGUUGACUCUUUUAACAGCCUUGCCUUAACCAAGUUACAGGUGAUAAUGAAUAAAAUGCAACCCAAUGAAUUUCAGUCAAACUUUUUGCAUUCUCAUGAUCAAGCAGUGCCAAGGCCACCACAUGAGCAACUUGAAGAGCAAAGAUUCCAGCUGAAGAAAAUUCUUGAAGAGCAUCGUCAAAGAGAAGCUAAUGAAGAAGAUGGAAUUUUUUCAUGCUUUAAUGGAAAUUUAAUAACUCCUUGUCAAAUUGUCAUCUCUCUAGAAACUCACAACUCUAAACUUGAAGCACCUACUGAAGAAAAUUCCCUUGGUCCUUCUUUUGAAACACUAGUGCCAGUACAACUGUCUAAUGUCAAUGCAGAAUCAGAUCAGUGUAAUGAACGGGUUGAGCCAGCAAUAUCCUGCUUCUCCCCAAAAAGUUGUACUCCCUCUCUGUUUCAACAGACACAAUUUGUUUCUUCCAAUAUACAGCAGGCUAAUUUAUGCUACAAUAGUGAAUAUGUGGCUCCAACAACAUCAAAUGCUCCUUGUUACAUUCUUCCUGGUCCUUGUGGAGCUUCAGUCAAUAAUGCUGCUGCAGAGUCAAAUAAACUUUCAAUCACUUUGUAUCAAAGUCACAUAGAUGAAGAUUCAUCUGCAUUGAAUGUUGAUCUCCCCAGCUUGAACUACAAUCAUUAUGACAACAAACUUUAUAGUCAUGCAAUUCCAGGAGAUUGUUCCAAACAUCCAUGUACGGGCAAUUUGGUUAACACUAAUGAUGCAAAAGUAAUCCAAACUCAAACUGUUACUCAAUCAGCUAACCUCUCUGUCAAAGCCUCAGACUUUGUUGCAUCUGGAAACUUGAAUGAUACAGAAAGGUUUUCUGCUGAAUCUACUUCUUUUUAUAUUCCUCCUAAUCAAUGUGAAGAAGCAGUGUUAACUGCUGACUCGGCUACAACCGGUGGAGUUGAUGUCCAGCAGCCUGCAUCAGAUGAAGAGCCUUACUCCAGUUUUGUUUCUAGUUCAACAUCUCAAAACUUUGACAAACCUGUUCAAAGCUUCAAUGAGAAAACAAAAGAAGAAAAUGUAAUUCUUAUCGGGCCAGAUUCUCUUGCUAUUCCUAUGAAGCAUUCUAAGAGAAAAAAAGUGAAAUCUGGAAUUAAAAAUAUGCUGGUGAAGAAACAGCUGAUGUUGAACUGUGAGUGGGCUGACUGUACAAGUACAUUCUAUGUCAGCAAAGAAUUUCAUGAACACAUAGAUUUUCACUUGAACAAUUUAGAUGAAGAUGAAGAAAUGGUGGAGUACCUGUGCCCUUGGCUUCUAUGUGGCAGCACAUGGCAUAAUUGUGAAAGUUUAAUCCGACACAUAUUAUUCCAUGCUUUCCACACUCAGCUGAAGGCUCAAGGAUUGCAGAUAAGGGAGUUGGAAUCCUUGCCUAACUGCUUCUUGGAUGCGGAGAGACGUAAUUUGGUUCCUCAAAUUCCUUGUAUGUUUGAAUGCCGCUUCAAUGACUGCAAGGAGCUUUUUCAAUCAGCUCAGAAGUUCUACCUACAUACUGCGUUCCAUUUUAAUAGUGCUUUAUGCAUUAAUAAGGACGGCAAAAGUUAUUUCAAAUGUGAAUGGAGAGAUUGCAAUGUGCUUCAUUCUCGCUUAUCCAAAUUGAAGGAACAUAGCCUGAGCCACACACAAGAAAAGGUUGUUGCCUGUCCAAAUUGCGGCUCCAUGUUUUCUUGCAAGGCACGGUUUCAUGAUCACCUACUGAAACAAAUCUCCCAUCAAGACAUGCGGUACCAGUGCUCGUGCUGUGGCAGGAAAUAUCCGACGGAGCGACUGCUGCGUGACCACGUCCGUCAACACAUCAACCACUACAAGUGUCCUCACUGCGAGAUGACGUGCGCCUCACAAAGCAACCUCGACACGCACAUUCUCUACAGACACUCAUCUCGCAAGCCACAUCCAUGUGCCCACUGCAAUAAAGCAUUCAAGCAACUUGAAGAUCUGGAGCGUCAUCUCAUUUCGCACACUGAAAACAAGCUUUUUAAAUGUGACUAUCCUGACUGCGAUUACUGUUGCAAGUGCUCUGCCACCCUCGAUCUGCACAUCAAAAAAAAACACCUGCAAAUCAAGGUGGUUUAUGCCUGUCAUCUUUGCCCGUGCGAACGUACGCGUGGCAGUGCCUUGUCUCAACACCUCAUGAAAGUCCACAGCCUCUCUUGGCCCACUGGACAUUCGAAAUUUUUUUAUCGGUGUGACAGCGAAGGAAAGUUUCGUCUCCAAACUGUCCGUUUUGAAAGUCUAGAAUUAGAGGAAGGAAUGGACAGGUAUGUAGAGCUAGAGGAAGGAACGGAUAGGAAUGCUGCUGACAGGGCGAGUUCUAACGAACCUUAUCUGCCUAACCAAAGUCCACACGACCAUAAUGAAAGUCAGAUGGCCGAAUCCAGCAGCAAGAAGAGCCCUGCUAAAGCAAAUCCAAAUAAGAAAUGGUCUACUAAGAUGAAGCCUGCGAGAACUUCGAAUAAAACUAAGCCUAAAAAGAGAAAAUGUGAAGUAACUAAAAGUAAAGUUAAGGAUGAAGGAGCAAAAAACGUUUCCAAAAGUAAAAGUUCAUCAAGUUUGAUUAAAAAACUACGUCAAAGUAGAAUUAGUCCGAAGGCAAGAGCUGCAAGUAAGGUUGAGAAAGCUUCAUCACUUAAAGUUGCAGAUACUCGUCGAACUAACGCGAAGUCAAGCCCUAGCAACACGACUACAAAUCGUUGCAGGAAGAGAAAGGCUGACGAAGAUCCAAACUCAGUAAUGAGGGUUAAAAAAUCUCGCAAAAAAGGUCUAAGGGGGAGCAUUUCCAUCGACAGUCCACCUCAUGCUUCCAUGUAAUCUUCGAUCGACUAGACUUAUUGUGAAGAACAAUGUAUCGAUCUUUGCUGUAAUAGGGGCUGCUUAACCCUCUACCGCCUUAUGCCUCUCUCCGGGAACAUACAUGUAACUUUCAAUUUGAAUUAUACGUAAACUAUUGAGUAUAGUAUUCUGAGAACAUUUGUACGCAAAAAAAAAAAUACUUUAAAGUUGUACGUGGCGGCAACCAU
Molecule: messenger RNA, 3242 nt
Organism: Hyalella azteca
Lineage: Eukaryota; Metazoa; Arthropoda; Malacostraca; Amphipoda; Hyalellidae
Product: zinc finger protein 91
Exons: 8
Coding region: 229-3033 (934 amino acids)
Biological process (GO): regulation of DNA-templated transcription
Molecular function (GO): RNA polymerase II cis-regulatory region sequence-specific DNA binding; DNA-binding transcription factor activity, RNA polymerase II-specific
Source: RefSeq, a predicted model, not a curated record